AUGACCUUUCAAGGGCACCAGGGGACAGGGGGUAUGCCGCCUAGCAGAACAACAGCCAGUCCUACUAGUUCUCCUACAACUUCUUCGAUAGAUACUGAAGCGAGUGGACCCAAGACUGCCAAACGCCGAGUCCAAAACAGAGAAGCUCAACGCAGGUUUCGCGAACGCAAAGAGCAGCAGAAGAAGCUUCUGCAGAAAAACGCCGAGGAUCUCCGCAACGAGUACCAAAUCUUGUUAAAACAGUACACUCAGACGGCCAGCGAUGUCACGCGGCUUGUCAAGGAGAACGUCGUCCUCAGAGUCGAGGUCAAAAAUCUGCGUCAGCAAUGGCGCAUGAUAUUUGCUGUCCUCCAACGACUUCAGGGUGCGCAUUCAGCGGCGGCUUUGCCUGAGGAUGAGUUCCCUUUUGACGACGUCCAGGGCUACCUUGAAGAAUUAGCUAGUGCAACACUUUCAAAUUCGACCCACUAG
Messenger RNA from Aspergillus udagawae, 471 nucleotides. RefSeq lists its product as uncharacterized. The transcript is spliced from 2 exons. Gene Ontology annotation, biological process: regulation of DNA-templated transcription. Lineage: Eukaryota; Fungi; Ascomycota; Eurotiomycetes; Eurotiales; Aspergillaceae. The record is from RefSeq and is a predicted model, not a curated record. The coding region runs from base 1 to 471 and encodes 156 amino acids. Gene Ontology annotation, molecular function: DNA-binding transcription factor activity.